AUGAAUUCUUUUGCGAAAAUCGCAUCCAAUGUAUUAUUUCGUCCCACAUUUCUCUUAAAACAAACUACCUUCUCUUCGAAUUUAGUCAAACCCUCUUUCUUUCAAUUUCAACAAGCCGGUUAUGUUACGAGGCUUUGGAGGCGUGGAACUGAGAGACCGCCGCCACCAAAACCAAGAAACAAAACCGCAAA
This is a messenger RNA of Acaulospora morrowiae, 191 nucleotides long. The record is from the annotation of a GenBank genome assembly. NCBI's taxonomy places the organism in Eukaryota, Fungi, Glomeromycota, Glomeromycetes, Diversisporales, Acaulosporaceae.